AUGUUCACCAACCGCGAGGGCCUCAACAUCGACGGCGUCGUCAGCACCCUGAGCCGCGUCGUGAACCACCGCACGACCCUGCCCCUCGCCCUCGGCCUGUCGCUGGAGCCUCUGCUCGCGCGCUGGGCGCCGGCCCUUCUGCGCGCCCUCUCCCAAAACGAGACGGCGGCCGGGCUGCUGCGCUUCGCGGCCGGGCACGCGGGCCUGCGGCGGCCGGCGUGGAUCGCGGCGGUGCUCACGUCGGCGUGGGCGCUGAGCGGCUGGCUCACGCACAAGAGCACCAACAACUGGGUCGAGGACCCGACGUGGGACUUUGACAGCGAGAUUGUGCUCGUGACGGGCGGCAGCAGCGGCAUCGGCGCCGGCGUCGCGCGCGAGUUCCUGCGCCGCAACCCGCGCACCGCCGUCGUCGUCGUCGACAUCGCCGCCGCGCUCACGUGGGAGGUGCCCGCGGCGGCGGACGGCGCGCGCGUGCACUUUUACCAGUGCGACGUGGCGGACGCCGCCGCCGUACGGGCCAUGGCGGACCGCGUCCGCGACGAGGUCGGCCACCCGACGGUGCUCUUCAACAAUGCGGGCGUCGCGCGCGGGUCGCCGAUUCUGACGGCGCCGCCCGAGGACUUUGAGCUCGUCGUCAGGACGAACCUGCUCGCGCAGUACUACGUCACGCAGCAGUUCCUGGGAGACAUGGUGCGCCGCGACCACGGACACAUUGUGUACUCGGGAUCGCUGAGCUCGGUGAUUGCCGGCCCGAGCAUCGGUCCUUAUUCCUCCACCAAGGCAGGUCUUUCCGCCAUGCACGACGCUCUCCAACUGGAACUCAAGUUCAUGUACGACGCCCCUCGCGUCCGCCAGACGCUCGGCAUCUUUGGCUUCAUCCGCACGCCCAUGGUAGGCGCAGCGACCAAGGGCGGCAGCUUUGCCGUUCCGUUCCUCGAGGUCGAAACGGUGGCCGAGGCCAUUGUCGACUCCGUCUACAGCACAUACUCGAGCACAAUCUACUUGCCCGGUGCCGCCGGCUUCAGUGCAGGCUUGCGAGGUGCGCCUACGUGGAUGUUGACAAACUUGCGCUUUGGCUUUGGAGCAGGCUUGGCCAAACUACGCAUGCCAGCAUUUGGAGAGCAAAUCCGUAAGAUUACACAGAGGUAG
Messenger RNA from Cordyceps militaris CM01, 1149 nucleotides. RefSeq names its product short-chain dehydrogenase, putative. Lineage: Eukaryota; Fungi; Ascomycota; Sordariomycetes; Hypocreales; Cordycipitaceae. Bases 1 to 1149 code for a protein of 382 amino acids. Gene Ontology annotation, molecular function: oxidoreductase activity, acting on the CH-OH group of donors, NAD or NADP as acceptor. The transcript is spliced from 3 exons. The record is from RefSeq and is a predicted model, not a curated record.